AUGGAUGUGGAACCCUUUGAUUUCUAUAUCGUGACCGAUUUCUUCGAUGGAAAGUUCCGACCUAUAGGCUAUUUCAGCAGGCAGAGGCAGUUCUUCAAUCAUAAUCUUUCAUGCUUUUGUGUGUUUCCUUGUUAUCAAGGGAAAGGAUACGGUACUUUCAUCGUGGAUUUCAGUUACCUACUGUCCCGUUUGGGUGGACUACCAGGAGGACCCGAGCGACCGUUUUCGGUUCGAGGUGGUCAAGUUUACAAGAAGUAUUGGUGCGAUAAGCUACUUCACCUCAUUUACACCAAAGUACAGCUGUUCGGCUGGGAGAAUAUGCGCUUGGAUAUUGGAGACCUUGCAAGGGAGACUGGAAUCCAAGAAGCAGAAGUGUUAGAAGCCAUGACUGGACUGUGCAACUCCGAGUGGUCGAGGAAUAACAGAUCGCUUCUCCUGAAAAUUGAUGAGGAAGCUGUGAUGGAAAUUGGAAAGUACAUAGCUCAGAAGAAUAGAUCCAGGUUCUUAGCCAAAGAAGUGUACCUGGAUCCAUCAUUCAAGGUAGGUAGAAAUUAG
Messenger RNA from Cooperia oncophora, 555 nucleotides. The record is from the annotation of a GenBank genome assembly. NCBI's taxonomy places the organism in Eukaryota, Metazoa, Nematoda, Chromadorea, Rhabditida, Trichostrongylidae.